This is a messenger RNA of Pocillopora meandrina, 4238 nucleotides long. The record is from the annotation of a GenBank genome assembly. Lineage: Eukaryota; Metazoa; Cnidaria; Anthozoa; Scleractinia; Pocilloporidae.
GAUGGGCAUUAACUUUAGAGUAAAGACUGCAUUCCUGCAUCGGGAAGGUCAAAGGUUUUGCAGUAAAAGAGGUCUGAAAGGAGAGAGAGGGUAAGUAGUUUUUUCUUCUUUAGAAUGAGACUAUACUAUAGUCAAGAGAGAAUAUUUUGCUUUAAAAUGCUUUUUCAUACCUUUUACUCUAGGUUAGAAUCUUAUCCGCACUCGGCUAAAUUUCUCUUUUUCUCUAAAAGUGUAUUUUGCCUCUUCGUUAACAGCAUUUUUGUCUUAUUUGGAAUUUACAGAAAAAUUGUCGAACCUCAUAGCUCUUAGAUCCUUGGGGAAAAAAACUCACUUUGCCAUUCAACGGAUAUAAGAUUUAUUUUUGAAAUAUCAUUUUGUCAGAGGUUUUUUGCGUUGCCAACAAGAACAAUAUGGUCUGUCUCAAACAUUCCCGAAUAAUCUCGGCGAAACCUUCACGGUAUUUUUCUUACCAGUCAAACUUCAUUAUCCAGCGUUGAAUGCGGGGAAUAAGAAAUUUGCUCAUGAUAGAUGAUUCGAGAGAACAGAGAUAUUUAGUAUUAUGUUAAGUGGAAGAAGUAUUUAACGCGUCUAGAAUAUGACUUCGACAAGAUCGCACUCAAUUUGGAGAGACAUGCAAUAUCGUACAUCAAAAACGUGUCCACUUUAAAAUGGCUCAGUGCUGUGCCUAAAUGUGUCGGAUGUUUUUGUGAGAUAUCCGACUGCAUAGUAUGGACCGAUCUUGAAUUAUUACGCUAGGAAUGCAAUGACACAAGAAAGCGACCACAUAUCUCAGCCAUUUAAAAUUUAAAUAUUCAAACCUAGAUACACAAAGAUGUGUGCUUUGUAUGACACUUUUUGUUUUAAUUUGUCAACAACAGUCAUCCUUUGACAGUUCAGGAAUUUUAAAGAUAUUUUCUGUGAAAGUAAGGCCUUCGUAUAAACAAAAUUACAUGUUACAAAACUAUCUCGAUAACUAGUGUUAACAACUGAGUUGGUAACGUAAAUUGGGAGCUAUGGAGAGUUUAAAAGCUGACGUUUCGAGCGCUAGCCCUUCAUCAGAGCUCAGCCCUUUGUCAAUCGCUCAGACGAAGGGCUAACGCUCGAAACGUCAACUUUGAAACUCUUUUACGGUGACCAAUUUACUUUAACAACUCAGUUGAUGAUACUAAAUUACCCUGUUACACUCUCCCACCGACGCAGCACCGCAGUUUCUUUAGAAGCUUACCCUCUUUAUUCAUUCUCUCGGUAUUAAGUAAAAGACGUGGAUUCUAGAUGAAGAAACCUUCGCUCCCGUGUUUUCAAGGAAAUACCAGGCCUUUUCAAUCAUCAAUUACUGCUUUUUCGUAACAAAGACGGAGGGGGGGGGGGGGACGCCCUUAAAACUCUCACCUUUCCCGUCAAUUUUUACGCCUACUGGCUAGAUUUUUGGCGUUUAUUGUUUAUUACGACUAACAUGGUGUCCAAAUAUACUUUACAAACAGUUGUUGUUCUAAUGAUGGAGUAUUUUAACAGUUCAAAAUAUGCAGGUAAUAGCCUCUUCCUUACUGUUGCUCUCCAUCAUCGCUGUGUCACACGCACGGCUUCAACGUAAUUCAAAAAGAGGUGAGAUGAAAGUAACAAAUCUUUCAAGUUCCAUUACGCAUUAACAGUGCUGAACGUUGAAAUGCACUAAUUCACCUUACUCUGUUAUUUUAGAAACCAAAGAUGAACGAAAAAAAGUGAAUAAUCUUUUUGAGGACUUAGCAGAAGCUGGUAAGUUAAAUUAGACAAAAAUUCGAAACCUAAUUUCGUCUUAGCUCAAAGACAUGAUUGAUAAUUCGCGUUAAAUCUGUGUCGGCUAUAGAUUUACAAACGAUAUGAGGGUAUGAUUCCAGAAUUCUUAGAGGAUUAUUACGCUGUUAGACCCAUAGAAAAAUGAUGGACAGCCUUUUCCUUGGCUAGAAUAUUUUUUCAUUAUGCCACGUGCACUUUUGUCUUUUUUCCGACAAACUUACUAGCUGUUUUCAUGAAGUAGUGUUCCGUGGUAAAUUAAAUUUAACCUGUUUGUUUGUUUGUUUGUUAUCAAUUUUCACUCGUUUUACUUGGGCUAACUUACAUUACAUGUCCAACCACCUUACUUAAGUAUCAGGCAUGGAUGUUGAUUAACUCUCUUUUAAACUUUUCUCUCACUCCUUCCUUUCGGGGCCAAAAUUUCAUCCAAAAGGUAAAGGAAGAAAGAAACCCUAAAUGUACUCAGUCCUCCAAACUCCAGGCCCUGGUUGUCAAUUUAUAUUAGAGAAACUCCUUACUCUCUAUCUCCUAUACUUUAAGAUUUAAGUCUCAUAUUCUUCCAUAGCCUAGCUAAGCAAACUGAUAGAAAAAUGAUAACUCUCAGUAUUACAAUUUUUUUCUUCUUGGUUAUCCAGAGAAUCCUAUCAAAUUACGCAGUAUCUGCAAGGUUAACUAUGUGAAAGUCGGAUGCUUCAAAGAAGACACCAGCGACAGAGCGCUUUCACAGGAACUUUUCCAAGACAGGAUACCAAGCGACCCAAAUUACAGUGGACAAGAGGUGAACUGGGGCGACUACAGUACAUACCUCAAAAGGUGAACAGUAUAUAAAGUAAAAUAUUUCCACAACUUCAUCCUGUUUGCCAUAAAUUGAAAAUAUGGUCGCGAUCUUCAGAGAGAGACCAAAUAGUUAAAUACAGGGUUUUCAGAGCUUUACUACUUUCACUUCUUUUUUUUUUGUACAUCUUUACACACAUACUUUUUAUAUUUUAUGUUUUGGCGAGGCUUUUUUUCAACUUAAAAUUCGUGCGUCAUGUUAAAAUAAGAAGUCUUUCAAAUUUUCUCCAGAGGUCUUAAGAUAUAUCAAUAAAUAAACGUUUUAAAAUAGAUUGGCUCAGAACACAGGAAGGUUUAAUGCUUUUUUGCUGGAUCGCUUUUUGAGUAGUUUGUGAAGACAUCCCACGAGAUCGUUCUUUAUAUUCUUUCAUAAUCUCUCCGCUUCAUGAAGUUGUAGCUCCCAAAACGACAAAAAACUAAUGAGUGUAUAUUGCUACCUCUUACAGUCUGGCAUGCCGCUGCGCCAAAAGCAGUGCCCAGAAUGGUUCUACUUACUUUGGUCUCCAAGACUACGGACGAUGCUUCAGUGAUCCACAUGCCUCUACAAGUUACAGCACGCAUGGAGACUCGAGCAGUUGCUCUAAUCAAUACCACCAGCCGUGUGAUGACAAUGCUUACGGGCAGUGCGUAGGGAAAAACCAACAAGAGAAUUACAUAUACAAAAUCAGUAUGGAUGGUAUGCAAGACUCUUAAGUGUACUAUACGUACUCUACCUAAGGUUUUAUAUACAUUUUCCUUUCUGUUUUUCAGCCGGGAUAGAGAUGUUUUAUUGUUAUACUAAAGAGAGAGCUUGACUGUUUCAGAAUUCUAAGUGUAGCGAAACCCAACUGGGCCGGUUACUUACAAGAGGUCUAACCAAAACCAGGGUUUUACCCAGUCAGUGGGCUUCAGGCACUCUCUGUAAGUGGGUUGAUUUAAAUGAAUAAAUGUCCUUCCACUCACAGCUCUCGGCCCCCUUGACGCUGUUCACAAAAAUAAAUGUUCAGAUAAAAGGUUUAGCUAAAUUGAGGACUGCUCAGGACGCGGUUUUGUUAAACAACGGCUCAACUUUGUUUAAAUAACCAGACUAUAUGGGUCUAUAGGACUCAAGGUACAGGGCGAUUAAAUUACAAAUGAUGUUAUAUCCGUGAGUAAGCUUGUCUUGAGACCUCUUCCAGAUCUCUCAUAAAUGAACUGAGCUUCUGCAUUUUCUUGCCUCCCUGUCAAAUAUGUGAAAAAUAUACAGGGCAAAUAUACAAAUUAAUAUCUAAACAGAUAAACAAACAAAGAACUCAAGCAAGUAAAAUAAACCCUUUGAAUUACACUACCCAUCAUGUACGUUUACUUUUGCGUUGCAUAAGGAUUUUUUUUUUCUCACACUACUUUACAGAUGGCAGUGGUAAUGGCGAGAUUGAUUACGGCAACGCAUACGACCAAGUGGACCUUAAAGACUUGAAUACUUAUAAUUAGCCAAAUCCUGAUGGUAGAUAAACCCUCUUAAUUACAUUGUUAUCCUCCUUUUGUUCUUAGCCAGGCAUCGAGCUAUUUGCAUUCUGGAAUGUUCUUUUUUUUCAUUUACACUGGUGUUGACGAAUGACUUUUAAGAUCAUUCAAUCAUCUCUUUGCUGUGUAAGGAUGUUUAAAUAAACAGGAGG